Molecule: messenger RNA, 3330 nt
Organism: Australozyma saopauloensis
Lineage: Eukaryota; Fungi; Ascomycota; Pichiomycetes; Serinales; Metschnikowiaceae
Exons: 1
Coding region: 1-3330 (1109 amino acids)
Source: RefSeq, a predicted model, not a curated record
AUGCAAUUCCCCCUCACCCAUCCUCCUCGGCGCAUUCGGCCAUGCAGCGCGGGAUCUUUGAGGAUAAAAGUGAAGCUUUACUGCAUUGCUGACGCGAUGGUGAACAAUCCGCUGUUCAAUGAAGAAGUGUUGCUAGCAUUUCGUGAGACCUCUGGCAGGAGAAUUGAGGAACCUGGCAAUAGCGCUGGAGCUAGAGCUACUGCUGAUGAAUCUCAAGAUAGCAAUCAUCGCGCUGGCGAUGAAAUACCUAUUCUCAGUGAGUCGUUCAUGCGAAUUUUGGCCAAAUUCUCCCUUGAUAUCACCCAUGAAGCUGGUAACACAUCAGUGGUUGAAGCCAGAGUUAACAAGGUCCGUGAUCUCCUUGAUGGAGACCGUCGGUGGGCGGCCGGAUUGAUAGCAAUGAUUGUAUCUUUGGAUAGAGAGAAUGUUCUCGAUGAAAAUCCAGCUGGGCUCGCUCCCGGUAGAGCUCAGGCAGGUUUUGAUGAACAACAGGAUGCUCACGAUUCUGAUGGAGCUCCAGGAGUUCGUCAAGCAGGUCUUGAUGGACAACAGGAUGCUCACGAUCCUGAUGGAGCUCCAGCAGGUCGUCAAGCGGGACUUCAAGCAGUUCCAGCUGGCCCCCCUCCUGUUGAAGCUCAAGGAGGUCGUCAAGUAGGUCUUGAUGAACAACAGGAUGCUCACGAUCCUGAUGAAGCUCCAGGAGUUCGACAAGCAGGUGGCCAAACAAUUCGACUUUUCCGUGCUCCUACUCGAGCUCAGGGAGGUCGUCAAGCUCAAGGAGGUCGUCAAGCUCAAGGAGGUCGUCGAGCUCAGGGAGGUCGUCAAGCAGGCCUUGAUGAACAACAUGAUGCUCACGAUCCUGAUGAAGCUCCAAGAGUUCGACAAGCAGGUGGCCAAACAAUUCGACUUUUCCGUGCUCCUACUCGAGCUCAGGGAGGUCGUCAAGCUCAAGGAGGUCGUCAAGCUCAAGGAGGUCGUCAAGCUCAAGGAGGUCGUCAAGCUCAAGGAGGUCGUCAAGCUCAAGGAGGUCGUCAAGCAGGCCUUGAUGAACAACAGGACGCUCACGAUCCUGAUGGAGCUCAAGGAGGUCGUCAAGCAGGCCUUGAUGAACAACAUGAUGCUCACGAUCCUGAUGGAGCUCCAGCAGUUCGUCAAGCAGGCCUUGAUGAACAACAUGAUGCUCACGAUCCUGAUGGAGCUCCAGCAGUUCGUCAAGCAGGCCUUGAUGAACAACAUGAUGCUCACAAUCCUGAUGGAGCUCAAGCAGCUCUUCAAGCAGCUCUUCAAGCAGUUCUUCAAGCAGUUCGAGCUGGCCUCCCUCUUCGUGGAGCUCAGGUACUUCCUGCUCCUGGUGGAGCUCAGGAUGUUCCCGCUCCUGCUCAGGUGGCCGUGCGUAUUGAAGAACAACGACGCAUCCUGCUCAGUCAAGCCACUAUUUUAUUUGAACGAAUCGUCAAAGAGGACAAAUCAUCCGAAUUGAGAUUCGACGCAGCACCGAUCGUAGCUGUUCUUACUCAAUCAAGCGGCGAAAGAUUUAUGGAGUCUGCACUCAAAAAUCGGAAUUGGGGCAAAUUGAAAAUGCUCUCGUCACACCUAGAUAAUACCAUCUUAAAUGAUCCGGAAUUACCUUUGGCAGCUAGAUUUGUUGAUCUGUCGAAGAGGAUAAUCGAAAGCUUCAUUGCGAUUCCUGAACAAGAUCCUGUUGAAGAGGAAGUCGUGCUACUUCUCAAUCACUUCAAGACGGCUCAUGGCCAAGCUUUGUUGAGAGUGGCUCGCAACACUCUGUCUGAUCAAAAAAAGAGGAAACUCGUGACCUUGUUGAUGGCAGCUAUCAAACGGUUCAAUGGUUUGGACCUCAUUCAUGGCAAGCACGCUUCAUCUGACAGAGCUUUCUCGUGCACUGAGAACAAUUUGUUUCUCAAAGCUUUUGAGGAUGCUACCCUUCUCCCUAUUUUUGAAGAGCUCUUCAAUCCUCCCUCCGCGUCGAAGUUUCAGAAAUUUUUGAUGGAACUUUAUUUCUGUGAUAACCGGGCGGAAGCAAUACUUUAUUCUAUAUGCGAAGCCAAGACUGGCAACAAGCCCCUGGAAAUCGAGCACUAUAAAGUACAAGAACUAUUUGCAGAGCUUAAAUCUGAGAGGGGCCUCAAAAUUGUUUGGUUAUUUCAUCCAGUGCACUUCCAACUGUUUCCGUUCCUUUGGAGAAAGCUGAAAGAUAAUUUCAAAUAUAUUUUUCAAGCCAGACCAGUUCCCGCUUUACAAGAGAUCAAUCAUUGUCCAACUGGCGUGGACAAGUACUACAAUCCAUCUCAGCUGAAGUUUGUUACACCUCUUUCUGAAGACGCCAUCGAUCGUGUUUUUGUUCUGAAUCUCAAUCAAAUUCGAUUUCGGAAGUCUUCUGCCAUCGCGAGAAUAGAUCUGCAAAUUGUCCUUGCAAAUUGGCACUUGAAGGAUAGAAAAAUCACUUCAUAUGGGAAGGCGUUAAAAAAAGCUGUGAACGAAGUAUCACUCUUUGCCAUCGAAUACAAUCGCAAGUUCCGGGAGUUUAGCGAGAAAAGCUUAAAGUGUAUUAAGGGUGCUUCGAAGACUGGAGUAUUGAUCUCCUCGAUUGAUGAUCAGUUCACGAAAUUGAAAUCAGCCACAUUUGAGGAAUAUAGAAUAAUGAUUUUUCAAAUCACAAAGGACUUGAGAUCAGGACAAAAGAAUAUUCGAAAAGGCUGCUCACUAGGAUUCAUAUUGGAUUCUGCAUUUGAAAUUUGGAGAGCUUUAAAAAAUGGGAUUGAUUUGGAGGGUGAAAUACUCUUGAACUGGGUGGAUCGAUUGGUACGCAUUCUUGAAAAUGAUAGGCUCUAUUACUUUUGUAAGAUUCGCUACACGUUCAGACUCAUGGCUACCUCUACAUUGAUUGCUGGCGCUGUAGCUUCCUCGACAAAUCCUGGUAUAGCCGUUGCAGGUGGUGCCGCUGCAGGCACAACUCUUGACCAUCAUGCAAUCAUAAAAUUUUUAAGGAGAUUUAGACACUCCAAAGAUUGGGAUCGAAUUAAGAAACAGCAUCUCUUAUACCACCCCAAAGUGAAGCUCAUGAAAACAGUGCAAAACUACCGGGCGAUCAAUGGAUUGGUACCUAAUUUGGCUCGUGCACCAAGAUUCCUUCCAAGUUAUCCUCCCUCUUGGUUCAUUCUGCGUCUGGUAUUUCUUUACCGGACGGUAACCCGGCGACAACUAUUUGGAGGGUAUACGUCUCCAAAACCUUGGAAGCGUCUGAAACGUCAGUGGUUUUUGAGAAAGCGGAAGUAUUGGAGAAGUUGCAAGUAUAUCAUAAAAAGAGUGUGA